GCCAUCUCGGCUUUGUUGUCUUGACCUUAUAGCGCAACACGAAGUGAACGUUUUGGGUGGAUUUUUCUUGGAGUGGGCGGGUUUCGGAGAGCUUUUGGGCUGGAAAUCAUCGACGCUAACAACAUUUCCGAUUUUGUCAGAGUCACGUGAUCCAGCUGAAGCGCCAAACUUUGAACGCGCGCGUUCACCGACUGUUCAUUCGGUAAAACAUGACGGAGCACAACAUACCUAUAAUCAUUUUGAGCGAUGAAGAUGAUGAUGAAGGUGACUUUUUGAGGACCCACAACGAUUCCUCUGUGCUGAUCGUUGAAAUUGAGAGGAACGAAGCAGAUGUAUCUAAACAUAUUGAAGAGUUGGAUGAAGACUUGGCCAUCACAUACUCCCAAACUGCAACAGUGCUUCCACACGCAAGAUAUGACUGCACCCUGGCAUUCUGUCGAGCAGAGCAGGACGUUUCAGGACCUCUACAAGAUAAUGCAAAGCACUGUGAUCAGUGUUUCUGCUAUAUCUGUGACAAACUGGCAUCCAUGUGCGAGCUCUGGACCAUCCCUGGGAUUUGCCACUGUAAUGCCCAUAAACACAGCGUCUACUGGAAAGCCCUCCGUGACAAGAGUCUGAUGGGAUUUCUGCAUGAGUUGAACUUCACCUUUGACCCACUGGAUAUGGAUUCAGACCUACGACGUGCAGAAACUUCACUGCAGAAAUUUGCUGGUAGUUUGGCAAUGAAGUAUGCAACUUUUUUGUUGGGGUUUGAGAGUCCCAACCAUUCAGCGAGCUGUCGGUGCACCUGUCACCGCAACAUUAACAGCAAUACACAGAGUCAAACCAUCGGAUGUAAAGGAUGCUAUAGACAUCACUUUAAGAUGCUGGAGUAUGAUUACACUGUUGUGAGUCAACAUAUCAAAAUGUUUUUGAAUGAAGCAAAGAAAGAGAAUCCAAAGGCUUGUGUUGUGAUGCUGCUAGGGGCUAUUAAGCUUUUCGUCCACCACACGACUCCUGGAAAUAUACAUGCUGCUAACACUGUAUCUGAAACCAUGUCAAUGCUCCUGUGGAGAUUUAUGACAAAGGUGUGGACGCUUUUAGUUGGCUUUGAUUUUUCUGGCUCUUUUAUAAAGCAGCUGGAGUCUUUCUACCAGAAGCUUCCUCUGCCUUCAAACUGCACAUUGCCAAAAAGUCUGAGUGUGCUACCUUGGGAUGAUCCCUUGCUCUCUGCUGUGAUGAAAGGUCAAAACAUCACUGGAGAGAGGCAGGGCAAAGGUCGAAGGCAUCAAGUCUUGUGUGAACCUCUGGUUGUGAUUCAAGCGAGAGUCUAUAAACUUCAACAGCAAAACAAGUACCGUGAGCUGACUCGCUAUCUCAAAGUUGUCAAAAGCAUCAAUAAUCCCAUGCUGCAGAGAAUGAAAGACUUGGUUCCCCUCUACCUGUGUAAGAUUGAAGGUUCAAAUUCAUUCAAGAUGAUGGAGGUACUGAAGUUUGCACUGAGGGUUCUGGACUGUAACAACAUUGUUUUUGCUGAUUCAGAAACGUGGGUGUAUCUGCUCAGCGUUGUCAGUUCCAGUUUUACUACUCCAGAUGGUGUUCCUGUUGGUGCAUUCUAUGCUGAGCCUGACGUCACCUAUCAAACGGUGACCAGAGAUGCUGCCAGUGCAAUUCUUGAGGAACUGACGACAACUUCCCAUAUACAUAUCCCCAAAACCUUUGAGAGUGGUUAUCCUGACCAGGCUAGACUGCUGUUGGCCACUCAGGCUUUGGUACUGCGCAUUUUCCACUCACAGCUCAAGCCCAUCCUCAGCGUCAUCAUGUCUUUCAGGUUCAACCGCUGGGCGCUCCGUUGGUUCUUCUACAGUCUGCUGGUGAGACAAGAUGUGCUGCACUACCUCCUUUGCUGUCUUCUGGAGGAACUGUCUGAUAAGCAAUACCAGCUCCUACAGAGAAAGUGGAGUGAAACCGAACAUUCCCUGGUUGCAUACUUCCUCUGCAUGUACUUCUGGGAAAACAGCGUGGUUCUGGACCUGAACACCUAUCCCACCAAUAGCUUGCUUGCCACUUGGAAUGAAUCGCACAACCCUUGGCAACUAAGCUUGAAACUGUAUCUUGAGUGCAACGUGGCCAAACUUACUCCAGAAAAACGUAAAAUCCUGCAUCUAAUCCAACAGCAAGGAAAAUAAGUCCAACAUCCUGUUUUAAAAACAAAUUGUUUUAAUGUACAUACAGAGUGGAUUUAAUGUUUUCAUAUAUUAUAAGUGGCAUGGCAGUUUAGAUUUUUUUUCCCCGCCGUUUGUCCAGGCUUUUGUUUUCCUUCGUCUGGGAAUUUACCAGUGUUUUGCAAUAUUAUGUGCAAUUACAGGACUAUGAUCAAAUCUGGUGGAUGUUAAAUACAAACGAUUAUAUUCCGCAACAGAACUCAACUUUUUGACCGUCAGCCGUGUUGUAAAUAAAUGACAGUUUCAAAUGCAACACUGAUAUAAAGCUGUUCAAUUUUGCUUUGUUGUAGAUCAUUUAAGGUUUUGAAGUAACAUUUCUCUGGAAUCUUUGCACAUGAGAUUAGACCACAAUAUUACUGUAAAUAUUCACUUCAACUUCCUUUGUCAACAAGAUAUCAAAGCAUGCGGAUAAUGUAAAUAUACUGUUAUUGCUGGGCAAAAGCAAAUUUUCAUUUGAAGGCAAUAAAAGCAAAGCAAAACUACUGUA
Sinocyclocheilus rhinocerous is the source of this 2691-nucleotide messenger RNA. RefSeq lists its product as uncharacterized. The record is from RefSeq and is a predicted model, not a curated record. Lineage: Eukaryota; Metazoa; Chordata; Actinopteri; Cypriniformes; Cyprinidae. The coding region runs from base 210 to 2168 and encodes 652 amino acids. The transcript has 21 exons.